Messenger RNA from Oncorhynchus masou masou (cherry salmon), 3264 nucleotides. Its product is annotated as serine/threonine-protein kinase PLK3-like. Bases 96 to 2084 code for a protein of 662 amino acids. Gene Ontology annotation, cellular component: cytoplasm; nucleus; spindle pole. Gene Ontology annotation, biological process: protein phosphorylation; mitotic G1/S transition checkpoint signaling; DNA damage response. Lineage: Eukaryota; Metazoa; Chordata; Actinopteri; Salmoniformes; Salmonidae. The record is from RefSeq and is a predicted model, not a curated record. Gene Ontology annotation, molecular function: protein serine/threonine kinase activity; protein binding; ATP binding. The transcript has 15 exons.
UUAGAUGUAUACGAGUUGGAGUUCAGGAUACGACACCGCUAAAAGGAUAAAUUGUUACAUCUGUGGAUUGUUGGAGAAUAUCUAUUUUUGGAUGAAUGAAUACUGCGUGUUUUACCACCUCUCAGCGUACUUCAUGCCUCACGAUGAAUCCGGAUCUAUUCAAACCUUGUCCAGAACAUAGCCAAGUUAUUCUACCUACUAAACCGAACAAGACAAAAUCGGAACAAAUCAAACCAGAUCUCGCCCAGGUGGUGACUGAUUCCAAGACAGGAAAAUCUUACAGCAAAGGAAAGCUUCUGGGAAAGGGUGGCUUUGCACGAUGCUAUGAAAUGACAGACCUUUCCAGCAACAAAAUGUAUGCUGUGAAGGUGAUACCACAGAGCAGGGUGUCAAAACCUCAUCAGAGGGAUAAGAUAACAAAUGAAAUCGAACUUCACAAAACCCUACAUCACAAACAUGUGGUGAAGUUCUCCCAUCACUUCGAAGACCAAGACAACAUCUAUAUUUUCCUUGAGCUCUGCAGUAGAAAGUCCCUGGCACACAUUUGGAAAGCAAGACACACACUGACAGACCCAGAAGUGCGGUACUACCUCCGGCAGAUCAUAUCUGGGCUGAAGUACCUUCACAACAGAGGCAUCCUUCACAGGGAUCUCAAAUUAGGCAAUUUCUUUGUAAAUGAGAACAUGGAGUUGCGUUUGGGAGACUUUGGGCUUGCUGCGAAGUUGGAAACAGUCGAGCAGAGGAAGAAAACAAUCUGUGGAACGCCAAACUACCUUGCCCCCGAGGUGUUGAACAGGCAAGGCCAUGGAACAGAGUCUGACGUCUGGUCACUAGGUUGUGUAAUGUACACACUGAUGUGUGGGAACCCUCCCUUUGAAACCCUUGACCUGAAGGAGACGUACAAGUGUAUCAAGGAGGUAAAAUACAACCUGCCCUCGACCCUGUCUCCUGCAGCUCAGAAGCUCAUCUCUGGCAUUUUGCAGAAGGACCCCAGUGACCGCCUCACACUAGACCAAAUCCUGAACCACCAAUUCUUCACCAAGGCUUUCACCCCGGAUAAACUGCCUCCCAGCAGCUGUGUGACAGUGCCAGAGCUCAACCCGCCCAGCCCUGCCAAGAGGUUUUUCACAAAGAUGGCUAAGAGUCUCUUUGGCAAGAGAAAAUCCAAAGUGGAGAAGAACCACUGUGAAGAGCGAGAGAGCAUCUCUAAACUUGUGUCAGGCAUCGUCAAAUGCUCCAUCAGUCGCCAGAUGAGUUACAAAACAGUUUGCACCGAUGAGGCUCCCCCUCCCACGGUAGGCCAGCAAGUCAGCUCUGGUCUGCUGGACACACCUGAGGAGGAGUCCAGGAAGUCUGCAGCAUCACGCUCCUUUAAAGGCACGGUGGCCAGCAGCACAGAACCGUGUGAAGAUGGCCUUACCCCUGCGUCUAUAGCUGAGUCGGCCAUGAAGGUCCUCAACAGUUGUUUGUCUGCCAUGCCUGCAGCUACAAGAAACCCGCCAUGUCUUUCCAGGCCCAAAUCCUUUAUCUGGGUCACAAAGUGGGUUGAUUAUUCCAACAAAUAUGGCUUUGGCUACCAGCUCUCCAAUCAAAACAUUGGUGUGCUUUUCAAUGAGGGGACACACUUGAGUCUGUGUGAUCAACGCAAGACUGUGCACUACUGCUUGACCAACAACAAACACUUCACCUUCCAGGCCAGUGCUUUACCAGAGCAGCUCUGCAGUCAGAAGCAGAUCGUGGAGCUGAUGGCCAACUACAUGGAACAGAACCUCAUGGAGGGUGGCGAUCUCCACUGUGAAGACCAGCCUCCCUCCCAGCCGCCACUCCUUCUGCAGUGGGUGAAGACCGACCAUGCUCUGGUGAUGCUCUUCAACAACGGUACCCUGCAGGUGAAUUUCUACACCGACCACACCAAGAUCAUCCUGUGCAAGUCCUCCGACUCUUACCUACUGACCUACAUCAGCCGCGAACGUGUCUCCUACACAUACCUCCUGAGCAUGCUGUCAGAAAUGGGCUGUUCUGCCGAGCUGAGGCACCGCAUGCGCUACGUGGUCCAGCUGCUCCAACAUCACGGAGAUUCAUAAUGGACCCACAGCUCAAGUAAGGUGAUGUUGCCCCGAGAUGCUGAUUCCCCCCCCCCACUAAUGGUUAGGAUUGGGGGAGGGGAUGCUGAUCAUGGCUCUGUACCUAGGGAAAACUUCACCCCCCAGGGCCAUGACUCUGGGUGCCAUCCACAAGUCUCAACCAACCUGCUGCUUUCUGCUCCCACUGGGAGCAAAUGACCAGGAGGCUCUGUUCAUUCAGGGAGUCCUCCCCAAUCUUAGGCUAGUGUCUGGCCUCUUUGGGCUAUGGUGCCCUUUGUUUUUGAAUGAACCUAUAUUCUGACUACAGUAUCACACUACUGGCUUGAUUCACUUCAUACACACCAACCUGAUGUUCUCUCAGCUCCUGCUCAGACCUGACCCCCCCCCCCCCCAAAAAAAAAUGUCAAAACUGUGAAGUUGGUCUUCGCUUUUUUUUAUGCUUUGACAUCGCUUGCCUUUUUUAUGAUAAUUACACUUCACUAAUUGGUACACAACAGCAUACGGAGGGCAAUGGGUGUGACAACUUUCACUUUCUUUGGAUUCGCAGUAAUUUUUACCACUUUAGUUUUUAGCUAUAGAUACCAGAAGGUUAUUCUUUUUUUUUAAAACCUUAACUGGGUAAUAUAGCUUUUUAGUGUUCAGUUGAAAAAGGCUGCGCCACAUUGCAUUGUUUGGCAAAGGGGAUAAAGUGCCUUUGAGGGAUGUCUGCCUGUAUUGUGCAAUAACAGCCCUUUUUGAAUGUGGGUGUGGUGGCAUGAGAUGGUCUACGGAGGCAAGUAUUUUUCAAAUGUCUGAAUAGCACUAGUGUCACUACCUGGUAUAAGCUUUUGAUAAAAUGGUAUAUAACCCUGUAAUAUCAGUAUGUAAAAAAAGAAAUAAUAAUUAUUGUUUAUCAUACUGUACCAUCCUUUGGUUUACAUUGCCGUCUCUACCCAGAGUUGGAUCCUUAAACUGUGAUUCCUGAGGGCAAGUAUUAUACAACUUCCAGGUAAUGUCUUGUCAAAUCCAAUGUUUUGAAAGCAUCUGCUUCAGAAUCUUUAUUUUUGUGCACAAUAAUGUCCUGUAUUUAUUUUAUUUAUACAUUUAUUUAUUGUGUAAUUGUAUGGUCUUGACACAUGGGAAAUGUUCAAUAUGAUCACUUUUGUGCUAUAUUGGCGUAAAAUAAAGUUUAUGGAAAUCA